AUGGCGGACGCAAGCUGGUCAGUCAUUCAUGGCGCUUUAACGUCGCUGACGGCUCGAGACUGGACAGUGGCUUUUAUAUCGUGUUGGUUUGUGUUUAAAGUCUUGCAGGCGUUAUAUAAUGUCUCGCCUCUUCAUCCGCUGAGCAAGAUCCCUGGUCCGAAACUCGCCGCUGCUACGUAUCUGCCUGAAUUCUACUACGAUGUCAUCCUCGUCGGCCGCUAUACCCAUGCUAUCAAGCAGAUGCACGAGAAAUAUGGCCCCAUUGUCCGCAUCAAUCCCAAUGAGCUGCAUUGCGCUGACAUGUCAUUCUCGGAUGAGAUCUACGCCGUCGGCGGUCGCAAACGGGAUAAGCCCUUCCAUCAAGUGAAUGGCUCAGCAGCUGGCACGGGAAACGCCUUUGGAACCCCCGAUCACGAUCUCCAUCGCGCCAGACGUGCACCCGUCGCCAAGUUCUUCUCGCGAGCCAUGAUUGCACGUCUCGAACAAGAAGUCCACGACCUGGCGCAAAAGCUGUGCAACAAACUCCUGGCCGAGAACAAGGAUGAAAAAGACCGCAAACCUUUUGAGAUUGCGCACGCAUACAGUUGCUUUACCUCUGAUGCCAUUUCAAGCUAUUGUUUCGGCGAGGCUUUUGGAUUGUUAUCGCGAAGUCAGUGGCAGCCUAACUAUCGUGAAGCUACUCUCGCGGUUCUCAAGCCAGUGUUCUUCUUUCGCUUCUUUCCUAUCCUUGUCUCUAGCGUUAAGCUAGGUAAGUAUUUUAUCAACAUUCUUCCGACUGAUAUUGCGCUUCUUAUUCGAACCUUACAAAUCGACAUUCCGUCUCGUGUCCAGAAAACGAAGAAUGAACUUGAUGCAGGUAUUGUUUAUGAUCGGCCGACAAUUUUCGCUGAUCUGCUUCAAUCUGAGCUUGAUGAUGGUGAGAAGAAGCAGGAUCGUCUUGUCGAGGAGGCUGUUACUAUUGUUAACGCUGGAACUGAGACUACCAGCUGGGCGUUGGCUGUGAUUACAUACUUUCUUUUAUCACAGCCCGAGACGCUUGCCAAGUUGCAAGAUGAAUUGAAGCAAGUUGUCGAGGACCCAUGCCAUUUGCCUUCUUGGACGACACUGGAACAGCUUCCGUAUCUUGGGGCGGUCAUCAAUGAGGGCCUGCGUCUAUCAUACGGCGUCUCUAGCCGCACGGCUCGCGUGCCGACGGCAGAAGACCUUGUUUACCGGGGAGAAUUUAACAAGAAGCCAACAACCUUAGUACUGCCUCGAGGAUAUGCGAUCGGGAUGUCGGCGGCUAUCGCACAUCACGAUGAGUCCGUCUUCCCAGACUCUUACAUCUUUGCUCCUGAGCGAUGGAUCGACGAGGAUAACAAGAUCAGAAAGGAUCUGGAGAAGUCAAUGAUUGCGUUUUCGAAGGGCAGCCGUGGAUGUCUUGGUAAAAAUCUCGCAUUAUGCGAGCUGUACCUCUCUCUUGCUGCUCUGGUUCUAAGGGUAAUGCCCUGCAUGCGUCUAUACGAGACGACGGAGAAGGAUGUUUGCUAUGACCAUGACAUGUUCAUUCCGAUGACGGAGAGUGGAAGCAAGGGAGUCAGAGUAAUCAUCGAGAGCUAG
Molecule: messenger RNA, 1599 nt
Organism: Fusarium musae
Lineage: Eukaryota; Fungi; Ascomycota; Sordariomycetes; Hypocreales; Nectriaceae
Exons: 3
Coding region: 1-1599 (532 amino acids)
Molecular function (GO): heme binding; iron ion binding; monooxygenase activity
Source: RefSeq, a predicted model, not a curated record